Cydia fagiglandana is the source of this 2586-nucleotide messenger RNA. Its product is annotated as aryl-hydrocarbon-interacting protein-like 1. The transcript has 6 exons. The coding region runs from base 238 to 1212 and encodes 324 amino acids. Gene Ontology annotation, molecular function: protein binding; peptidyl-prolyl cis-trans isomerase activity. Lineage: Eukaryota; Metazoa; Arthropoda; Insecta; Lepidoptera; Tortricidae. The record is from RefSeq and is a predicted model, not a curated record.
UCUUUCUCUUGAAUCUCUUGCUUGUUAUGACUUGUGACCUGUUGUGAAUUAAUAUAAUAUACAUAAAAAUGUAAUUGUAAUCUGUGUAUCGACUAAUAACAAGCCAAAAUUUUAUCCAUAUCUUCCGUAGUCCUCGACUUCUUUUGGAUUUGAGGUUGUACUGUAGAUUUUAAUCACAUCACAAGUUACUAUUCCCACAAUCAGUGAGGCCUAGAUACAUAAUUAUUUGUGUUAAAAAUGAGUGAUUCAGCACCUAUCGUGAAAAAUGUAAUUCAUGCUGGGCAGAAAUACAAACCAAUAUCUGAUGGAAGCAAGGUGCACUUCCAUUUUCAAACAUGGAAGUGUGGGAAAGAGAGAGUCCUCAUUGACGACAGCAGGAAGAUCGGCAAGAAGGAGCCCAUGGUUCUAGUCAUCGGUCACAAGUUCAAGCUGGAGGUUUGGGAGUCCAUAGUCAAAAUGAUGGCCGUUGGUGAAGUGGCCAGCUUUACUGUUAAAAAAGAACUAGUAUUCAGCUAUCCAUUUGUAUCGAAAACAUUGCGUGAGCUCGGGCAGGAGACUAGUAAGAAGAAACAUGCAUGCACUAUGACACUGCACACAGAAGGCAUUGGUUACCCUGACUUGGACAGUUUGAUGAAGGAGCCAUGUGAUUUAGAAUUCAUCAUAGAACUGCUUCGGGUAGAAAGAGCCGACGAGUACGAGAAGGAAGUGUGGCAGCUCUCCUCGCAAGAGCGGCUGGCGCUGGUGCCUAGCCCCCGGGAGAAAGGUAACCGGCUGUACGGACAGAAGAAAUAUGACGAGGCGGAGGAGGCGUACGCUAAGGCCAUUGCUAUUUGCGAACAGCUUAUGAUAAGAGAAAGAAAAUGUGACGAGGAAUGGAUCAACUUGAACAAAAUAAAGUUGCCCCUACUACUGAACUACGCUCAGUGCAAACUCAUCAAAGGCGAGUACUACGCGGUCAUCGAACACUGCAACACCGUGCUGGAACACGACAAAGACAAUGAAAAAGCUCUAUAUAGACGAGCGAAGGCCCACGUCGGAGCGUGGAACCCGUCGCUCGCGGAAGAGGACUUCCUCCGGCUGAAGACCCUCAACCCCGCGAUGGGCCCAACGGUGGACAAGGAACUAGCGCACAUAAGGAAACUGCAGAAGGAUAAGGAGAGCAAAGACAAGGACGCCUUGAGGAAGAUGUUCGGGACCGAUAACGGCACGUAGCGUUCAUAUAGACCGACCGGCGCCCUACGCCUGCCGCCCGCACCUUCCCCGCCACCCUUCGUCGUCCUACCCCGUCGCCCCCGUACCGCGCAGGCGAGGACUCAUUUAAGCGGUCGGUCUAUAGUUAACUUUUAACCGCGAGUCCCGGUUAAAGUGACGUCUAAGGGCCAGUUUACCACUACAUACAUAUGUGCAAGUUGCGGAAAGUGACCAAAAAGUUGGAAGAGUUCUCGGAAAUUUCAGAAAAUUUUCACAGGCUAUGAAGGAAACUUUUAUUUUGGGAAUGGAAAAUUUCGAUUCUCAUAUAAAAAUAUGAGAUGACUAUAAUUUUUCAUGUGAAAAUUUCGCAAUUUUGGAAACUUUCCAACGGCACUCAGUAGUUGCCACAAUUUACUGGGACGGGUCAACUUCACACAACAGUGAAGUAUGAAACUUGCCAUGCAAUAUUUAGCGAAAGUUAUAUAUAUCAGUGAGAGACAGUUUCGUGCCACAGACCCUAUUAAGUCCCGUAGAAGUAAGUGACAUUUUUUUUUUGUUAUUUUGUCCUACAGCCUGGCAAAAAAGAAUAGAAAUGAAAAAGUGGCAACACUGUAGUGUCGUCCCUUUCAAAUCAAUUUAUAUAAAAGAACGGGACAACACUACAGUGUUGCCACUUUUUAAUUUCUACUCUUUUUUGCCAGGCUGUAAUUUCCAAGGGACAAUAGUGGCACAGUGUGACAAUAAAUGUUAUAUCAGUGGCCUAUUUUAUAAAGCUACAAGUUACAAUUUACAAGCGGAAGUUUCGUUCUAACACAUAGGGUUAGAAAGAGACUUCGGCUUGUAAAUUGUAACUUGUAGCUUUAUAAAAUGGGCCACAGGUUCCACUAACAUGCUUAGUAGGUGGUUUAAUUUGGAAAUAGCAUAGGAAUACCACAAAAUGCAUGUUUGGUAAAUUCGAAUGCCAUGAAAUAAGGAUUAUAAAAGUUAUUUUUCUGGAUAACUAAGCAUGACCACAGCAACGAAGGACACUUAAGAAGUUGAUUUGCCAUACAAAAUGUUUGAAAAGUGUAAAUCCCUUCGGGCUUAAAGGGAGUCGAAUGGUGAACUGGCCAUACGUAAUUAAGCUUUAUUGCAAUGUGAUAAAGAUCUACCAAAAGUCAGUUAAGUGUGUUAAUGUUUGUACAAAUGGCGAAAAAUGUAAAAACUACUUAUAUUAAUAUUUCUAUGACUAGGAAUGAAACACUCUUUUUUUAUAGCAAAAAAUGGAAAUGCACCCUUUUAUACAUUUCUACUAUGUGUAGCCACUUCUAUUGAACACUAAGCAAAGUUUACUUAAUUAUCUGUAUUUUGUUAUUUAUUUAUAAAUACAUGUGUAAUAUAAUUUGUUGUCGUAAA